AUGAGCGCAUGUUAAUAUCUCCGUUAAUCUGAACGUGUUAUCUAGUGUGUCCCAUAGUGUCCGUGUGAGUCUGAAGCAGUCAGUAAGUAUGCCAAUGUCUGACCGCUCGAGCUCUGACGGCGGCGGGGAGCCUCGGAGCCCUCGGAGCCGGAGACCCCGGACUCGUUCCCGCAGCCGCAACCGCGGGGACAGCCGUGAACGGAGCCUGUCUCCGGAUAGCUUUGGCCCCAAACUCCCGAAGCCACGCAACAGGGAGAGGGAAUGCGAGGAGCGGGAGCGCCGAUUCAAAGAGGCAAAAACCCUCAGACGGAUCCGCAUAGGAAGCCCCCACCGGAGCCGGUCACGGUCCCGGUCCAGAGAGCGGCACACCAACAACAACAACAACACCAACAACAGCAGCAGCAGCAGCAGCCACAACCACUGGCCCGAGCAGCGCGACGCUCCGGGAAAACACGGGAGCUCCAAAGACGACUACUACUACGAGCAGCAGAGGGACGAUGCUCAGAGACAGAGACAGGAGGCUUUUAUUGCCAGGCGUCUGCAGGAGCGGGAGAGGAUCGGUGAGCUAGGUUGUCCUGAAGUUUGGGGAUAUUCACCAAGAGUGAAGGAGCCAGACUCUGAUGAAUUCACUCCGGUUGAAGACGAGAAAAACAGCAGCUCAGAAUCGAGCUCAGAAGAAGAGAAGAGGAAGAAAAAGAAGAGGAAGAAAUCCAAGAAAAGAAAGAACAAAAAGCACUCAGAGGAUAGUGAGCUGCAAUCCGAUUCAGAUGAAGAAGAAGUAAAGAAGAAGAAAAAGAAAAAGAAGAGCAAAAAGUCUAAGAAGUCCAAGAAGAAAAAGGCGAAGAAGAGCCGCAAGGAGUCCAGCAACUCUAGUAGUGAAGAGUCAGAGGAGGAAGAGGAGGAGGAUCCUAACGCGGUGAUGUGGGUGGAGAAAACCUGCAUGGACGAACAUGUGGUUGGGCCUGAAGCGCCACUCACCCAUAUGUCCCAGGACGACAGACCUUUGGAUUUUGGCCAUGCACUGUUGCCAGGUGAAGGUGCUGCGAUGGCGGAGUACGUGAAAGCAGGCAAACGUAUCCCUAGAAGAGGAGAGAUCGGUCUCACCAGUGACGAGAUCGCAAACUUUGAGAAGUCUGGCUAUGUGAUGAGCGGCAGCAGACAUCGUCGUAUGGAGGCUGUGCGUCUGAGAAAGGAGAACCAGAUCUACAGUGCAGAUGAAAAGAGAGCUUUGGCAUCCUUCAACCGGAGGAGAGGAGGAGAGAGAGAGAGCAAGAUCCUGUCCAGCUUCAGGGAGAUGGUUUACCGGAAAACCAAAGGCAAGGAGGAGAAGUGAACGUCAC
Molecule: messenger RNA, 1340 nt
Organism: Micropterus salmoides (largemouth bass)
Lineage: Eukaryota; Metazoa; Chordata; Actinopteri; Centrarchiformes; Centrarchidae
Product: NF-kappa-B-activating protein-like
Biological process (GO): regulation of gene expression
Cellular component (GO): nucleus
Molecular function (GO): chromatin binding
Source: RefSeq, a predicted model, not a curated record